Molecule: messenger RNA, 4595 nt
Organism: Loa loa (African eye worm)
Lineage: Eukaryota; Metazoa; Nematoda; Chromadorea; Rhabditida; Onchocercidae
Product: viral A-type inclusion protein repeat containing protein
Exons: 26
Coding region: 23-3907 (1294 amino acids)
Biological process (GO): endoplasmic reticulum to Golgi vesicle-mediated transport; Golgi organization
Cellular component (GO): Golgi apparatus
Molecular function (GO): small GTPase binding
Source: RefSeq, a predicted model, not a curated record
UUAUAGCAAGUGAGAUGAAUCGAUGAUGAGCUCUUGGCUCCGCAAUAUUCAGGGACAGUUAUCGGAAUUCGCAUCCGAAGUACUAAAUGAGGCUACUGAAGAAGUGAACGAUCCGGAAAGUGAACUACAGGUUGUCAGAAAGAAGCUCUUGGAAACAGAGAAAGAGCUCAAUAUCGAAAAAGAGAAUGCGUUGAGGCUAAAGAAGAAAAUCGAUAAUCUCGAGGAAGAGCUUUAUGCAAAGAAUCUUGAAUUAGAUACUAUAAAUGGGAAAUAUACUGGUAUGAUUGAAAGUCGUGACACUCAAAUCCGUGCAUUGCAGGCAGAAUUAGAACGAACACAUCAUACAGUUCAAGAAUCAUUGAAUGAUGGAGAUGAUGACGGAUUUUUCCCAGCGAACAGUGCUCGUAUUGCACGCAUGAGAGAUGAAGUCGAUCAGCUGCGUAAGGAAGCCGCACACUGGAAACGUCUUGUUAACGAACAGUCGGAGAAGAGCGAUGCUCUGAAGAUAUCAGAAUUGGAGCAUCUUAUGGCUGAACAAAAAACAAAAUAUGAAAGUGAAGUUGCGGCGUUAAUUAUUGCUCAUAACGAAACGGUUGCUGAGCUGAAGUUUCUGAAUCAGGAGGGCAGGAUUAGUGAUGCUCAAAAAAACCUCUUCCUAACUCAGAAUGCCAAUGAAAAAGCAGAAGAUCCUGGAUGCUGCACUGAACAGCAUAUUUUGGAGAAUGAAACCAACAAAAAACAAAUACAUUUGUUGACAGAAGAACGAGAUCUUUUGUUGGAAAAAAUCAAGUCCAUGCAAGAAGAAAAUGAAAUACAAGAGGAUCAAGUAGAUAAGUUGACAUUUCAAGCUGUGGAUAAAGUGCUUAGUGAACGGUUAAAUGAAUUGGAACAACAACGUGAAGAUUUACAAAAGCAGUUGGAUACAGCAGAGGCGAAAAUUACUGAAAAAACUUCUCAUAUUUCCCAGUUACAAGCAGAAGUGAGAGAAGUGCACCAUCUCAUUGAUAUGCAGCGUGAAAAGUUUGAAACUGAAACUACUGUGGAGAGAGAACGAAGCAGAGCGAAAAUUGAAGAACUACAAAAUGAAUUAGCGAAUUUACAAUUGCUAAUGAAUUCUCGUGAGGAAGAUAGAGUCAAUGAGAAAUCGAAGAUGACCGAAACCAUUGAAAAACUCAGCAAGCAAAUUGCAACAUGGCAAAAACGAGCUGAAGUUUUGGAGACCAAAUCAAAGGAGCAAGCAAUAUUAGAUCGAGAGUUAGAAAAACUCAGGCAAGAGAAUGCGGAGCUUACAGCGGCUUAUAAUGAUCUGAAUGAAGACUUUGAAAAUCAUAAGGCAGAACACGGUUCUGUAGUAACCUCGAAUCGUGAUUUGACUGCUCGUAUCGAUGCUUUGAAAGCGAAUCUCAUUGAAUAUGAAGAACGCUAUGAGAUGUGCAAAAAUGAAAAUGCUGAGACUGUUCAGCAACUCGAAAAGCUAUCAAACGAUUUUGAACGGCUACGUUUGUCGUUUGAAAAUUCAAAGACAAAAAAUGCUUCGGAUGCUGUGGAUGAGGUUGAAAGACUUCGUACGGAACUGGACGCCUCAAAAAAUGAUCGUGAAAAGUUGCGUGCUGACGUUGAACGUUUUCGAUCGGCUAUUGGUGUUAUUGAUACGGAGCUGAACAGAUUAAGAGAAUCAAACGAUCGAUUAGUCCAAGAUAACAAAGCCAUGGGCGCUAGUUUAGAUAAGUUCUCUGAAAUCCGAGAUAUGUUGGAAAAUAGCGAUAGUGAAUUAAAAAAUCUUCGAGAGAAGUUCUUCCAGCUUCAGAGCGAACAUGAAUUGAAGGAAAAACAAUGGCGCGAACAGUUGUUGGAAUUGAGCGAAGCGCGUGAUGAUGCCAAACGUCGACUGGAGGAAUGCCAACGGGAAACAGUGAUUCGGCAGUCACGCUCGUCUGACACUGCUUUAUCUGCCGAAAUUGUUGAAUUAAAAAGUGACGAAGGCAAAGUUACGACAAGUAGCGAAGGUACUGUGGACUCGAAUAACGGGUGGGAAAAGAUGUCAGAUUGGGAUGCGACAGCACCAGCAAAUGGAUCGUCAUCAGCAGAGGGUUCAAAUAAUUGUACAAUUAUGAAUGAAUUGCGUGAAGCUCUAGCGGUUGUGACGGAAAAAACAGAAGAAUGUGAGGAAUUGCGUCGCCAAAAACAUGAACUCGAAAAAGAAUUGGAUCUACGACAGACGUAUAUCGAUGAGUUUAUGGUACAAAUGAACGUUUUACAAUCUCAGCAGCAUAUACAUGCGGAAACAUCUGCACAACUUCGUGAUCGGGUAAAUGAACUGAAACAGGAUAAACUAGAAUUGGAACGAAAUCUUGUUCAUACAAAGGAAAAAUUAGAAGAGGUGCAAAAGGAAUUGGAUGCAGUUAAGGGCGAAAAAUUAAUAAAUAUCAAGCAAAUUGAUUCGUUGCAACAAACAAUAGAAGAAUAUGAACAAAAAAUGAGAGAUCAGAAUGCUUCCCAUGAAGAAACCUUGAGUAAUACCAUUAUGGAACACAGAACUAUCGUCGAGGAAAUCGAAAAUAAACUAAAAGCGGCGCAGGAUGAGAUAAAGCAGCCGCGAAAGCAGAACAAAGCUGAAGUAGAAAGAUGCGAAUUUGUGGCUGAAGCAGAAGAGAAAUUUUUACGUGUUAAUACCGAAUUGAUGGAAUCAAUGCAAAGGCAGACUGAGUUGGAGAAAGCAAAUGGUGAAUUACAGCAUAAGCUUAAUGAGGCAUCGAUGCAAGUGACAGAAGCUGAAAGACUUCGGGUUGAAUUAAUUGCAUUAGUAGAGCAGAAGCAUGCUGAAAGUGUUAAAUAUCAUACUCAGUUGCAGACUGCACUUGUUGAGAAAGAACACCAAAGCAACACUUUUGCCACAUACGCUGAAAGAUUACCUAUCUUGGAGCAAGAAUUGAAAAAUUGCGUGGAGACUCGGGAUAAAGCAUUAAGAGAAUGCGAACGAUUACGUGAUCAUUUGCUGACAAUGGAAGAAACAUCGACCAAGGAAGCUCUAGCUGGAGAGGAACGAGAAACUGAAUUAAGACAACGAAUCAGAAUACUAGAACAAAAGACGGAAGAAUCAGCAGAUAAUGUUAUAGAGUCUGCUAAUGUGUAUCAGCGACAAAUUACCGAAUUGACCGAUGAAUUAGAUUUUAUGAAGAAUGAGCAGGUAUCCAUCGUCGACAGGUUACGAGAACGGGAGAAAACAUUAGCCGAUACGAAAAUGGCACUCUCAAAUUUACAAAAUGUUUUGCGUGAUAUCGGUAUAGAUCAUGAAGCACAGGUGUUACAGUACGAAAAUACUAUUGCUGAGAUGAAAAAAAAUGUGGAAAAUUUAAAUCUGGAGAUAGCUCAGUUUAAACAGAUGCAGGAAACCAUCGAGGCCGAAAAGCAAUUGUUGGAAGGUAAAACUGUGUAUCUCAAAGAAGAAAUUACGAGGAAGAAUGCGAUGAUUGAAGAACUUGAAGCAAGCCUUGACGAGCAUGCGCAACUGGCAGUAGCAUCAGUAUCAUCGUACAGCAUUGAUGAUCAAGUACUUCGUCAACUGUUUCUGUCAUAUUUUACCGCUGACAAAGACAAACAACCAGAAAUUGCCAUCUUAUUGGCGUCGGUGCUAGGUUAUUCACAGGAGGACAUUGCAAAAAUUAGUGCUGCGAGUCACUCUUCGUCGAGGAGUUGGUUUGGUUUUGGUGGUUCAUCGAGACUUCCUCAACAGAAUAUUUCUUUGGCGGAGCAAUUUGUUCGAUUCCUGGAGAAAGAAUCUUUAACAACAUCUCACUCUCUUCCUGUUCAGCAGUCUGAAGAAAAAGAGACAAUACGUUCCAUUAUUCCCCAGAAAUGUUCAAGGACAUCAUCCGCAACCGAUCUGCAUUCAAUAUUGAACACAUGAAAUUUGGAUGUUUGUAGAGAGUUUAUGCAAAACACGUAAUAAUUUGAGAAACGACCAUUUAUUGUUUCCUUUCAGGGCCGACGGACAAUAAGUUUACAGUUCAUCUGUGCAGUAUAAUUUUUGAAAAUUUCACAUUAUGUACACCUUCCUAUUCUUUAACCGUCCGUAUCUCGUUUUUUAUUAUUUACGAAUAUAGCUGUCAGGCCCAAUCAUAAUGGUAUCCACCCAGUGUUGCCGGUGUCUUUCAUUUUUAUAACUGGUUUCAUUUGUGUACUUAUGCAUCAGGUCAUAAUCUUACUAUCUGGCUUUGGAUAUUAUCUGUUUCCUUAGCAUUAGCGUGUUUCCUUUAGCCUUAGCAUUAGCGGGUUAACAUUCUUAGUUGUAAUAGUAAUGGAUUUGAAAUUUUUGAAAAUAUCUGUCUGUGUUAUAUUCGGUUAUCAUUAUUCCAUGCUUCGAAAUUCUCUUUAGCUGAUUUUUUUUGUCUUGCAUAAGAACUUUUUGACCAUGAUGAACUAACUCUAUAAUUUGCGUAUAUACUUUUUUGUUUCUUUUCGUGACCAUGAAUCACUGAGGAAAUAAGAUAUUAUGUGGUUGAUUUUGUUUCAUCCUUGGACCAUUGUUCUCAGAUCUAAACGUUCAUAAAGAAUAUUAAAUUACUACUAGAACUGUUAACCUGUAUCUCCCUUCU